This is a messenger RNA of Fusarium coffeatum, 1215 nucleotides long. RefSeq lists its product as uncharacterized. The record is from RefSeq and is a predicted model, not a curated record. Gene Ontology annotation, cellular component: RNA polymerase III complex; nucleus. The transcript has 2 exons. Bases 1 to 1215 code for a protein of 404 amino acids. Gene Ontology annotation, biological process: DNA-templated transcription. Lineage: Eukaryota; Fungi; Ascomycota; Sordariomycetes; Hypocreales; Nectriaceae.
AUGUCUUCUGCAACCGCCACACCGACCUCUGCUGCCUCAAUGGACGUUGACCAGAUGGACGUCGAUUCCAACGUCAAGCCUUCCACCACAACAGACAACGCCAACACGAUAGACGACGAAGACGACGAUCCCGUUACCGCGACAUAUAACGUAUUCAUCAAUCCUUCAUUACCGCUAGGCCGUCGUCUUCUCGUUCUCCAACACCCCAACCGCACCGAUGACGCUCCCAGACCUCCGCCAACCGAACUGCGUGUCAAAGCUCAAGCCGGCAUGGUAGAAGUUGAUGUGCCUCUUGACAACACCGUAGCGUACGACCGUGAGAAGGGCCUCAAGUGGGGAAAGACUUUGAACGCUUCGAUGGCUACUAAGAACGGUGGUAGUCACGGCCUAGCCGGUGGCUUUGGCUUCGGUACAGUUCAGACUCGAAGUGGGAGAAAGAAGACAGAAGAUGAGGACGAGGUGAUGGACUGGCAAGAGGCUGUCAGACAAGACAAGGUUCUUCGUACACAGACACUGGGUGGGCAAUAUCCUGAAUACAAGGAAGUCCAACACAUGGUUGGUGUAUUCCAGGGCAAGGACCUCCAUCUCACACCCGUUUCAUCACUUGUUCACCUCCGACCUCAACUCCACCACAUCGACGCAACUGUCCAGCAGGAGCGACAGGCCGCAACCACCAAGGAGUCUGCUCCCACAACAGCAGGCGGAACUGCCCGCGCAAUUCACAUGACAGUCAAGGCCACAGGCGAUGGCGACGCUGUGACAACAGAGACCAUGGCCGACCGUCUAAGAUCGGUGCAGACUGAGCACUGGCGUACCAUGCACUACACAGAUGAGAACGAGGAGGCCGCAUGGGAGGUUUAUAACGAGAGUCUAUUCUUACGCCCUGCCCAGGAGGAAGAUGCGGAAGAAAAGGCCGAUGGCGCCGAAGAGAAUGAACAGGUGCUUGAGGAAUCAGUACCAAAGUUCGCACGUCGAUGGGAUGACGAGGAUCUUCUCUACGCCGUCAGUGGGAUUGAGAAGAAGGAUCCACCUGCGCCUGUCAUAAAGGAAGAACCCAAGCCAGCUGCCAGCAAGCAGCCAGAGCAAACAGCACCAGAAUCAGAAGAGUCACGGAAACCUAAACUUCGGCCACGCGGUGGGGCGGCAGGAGGCGUUGCUCGACGGGGAGCUAAACCUAGGGCUGCGGCUUCAAAGACAGUCAAUGUCGAUGAAUAA